GUCCUCAGUCACAGUCUCUCUCUCUCUCUCUCCGCUCGCUCCGGUUGAUCGAAAGAAACGAAUAUACUGUAUAUUGUGGCGUGGAGUUCACGCGCUCCGCGAAGGCCUUAUCCGGAGCUAGAUGGGACUCAAAAUUGAUAGAAUCAGCUUUCAUUUGUUGUGUUGAUGAUGGGGAGUAUAUGCUCCAGAAAGAGAGACCAGCCGGUGGUUGAAGAACAAGUUGGCAGAGCUGUAGUGUCUGGGAGAUAUUGCAGAACUAGCAGCUCCAAAUGGCUUGGAGCUUCGUCUUUUCGCCGCCACGCUGUAGAACAGCUUCCAGGAGCGGCGGGCAAAGGCAUUUGCCCGCCGCUCCUGGAAUUAUGCAUUUCCAAAAUGUGCAGGGACAUUGAGAAACAUAAUUCGCUGUCGACGCUGCCGAGGGAUGUGAGCCAGCAGAUAUUUCACGAAUUGGUGUGUUCGCAGUCUCUCAGUGAGGGGUCUCUCAAGGCGUUUAGAGAUUGCGCACUCGAGGAUGUUGGUUUGGGGGAUUACCCUUGUGUGGAAGAUAGUUGGAUGGAUGUCAUCUGUUCACAAGGCGCGUCUCUGUUAUCUGUUGAUCUUUCUGGCUCCGAGGUGACGGACGCUGGAUUGGAUCUUCUAAAAGACUGCUUGAACCUGCAGUCAUUAAUUUAUGAUUACUGUGACCGUGUUUCAGAACAUGGACUUAAGCACAUCAGCGGUCUUUCAAAUUUGAAGUGCUUGAGUUUUAAAAGGAGCAGUGCAAUUACUGCUGAAGGGAUGUGUACUUUCUCCAGCCUUUUUAACUUAGAAAAGUUGGACUUGGAGAGGUGUCCAGAGAUUCAUGGUGGCUUUGUUCAUCUACAAGGAUUGACAAAGUUAAAGUCCCUUAAUGUUAGAUGUUGUAAUUGCAUCACGGACUCCGACUUAAAGGCCAUCUCAGGGCUGACAAACCUGAAUGAAUUGCAGUUGUCCAACUGUAACAUUACUGAUUCAGGAAUCUCUUAUUUGAAAGGCUUGCACAAGCUUAAUAUCUUGAACUUAGAGGGAUGCAAUGUUACUUCUGCAUGUUUGGAAUCUAUUUCAGCACUUGUUGCACUGGCUUACUUGAAUCUCAACAGAUGCAAAUUAUCAGAUGAGGGAUGUGAUAAAUUUUCUGGCCUUACGAACUUGAAGUUUUUGAGCUUGGGAUUCAACAAUAUUACAGAUGCAAGUUUAGUGCAUCUAAAAGGUUUGACAAAUUUGGAGAGCUUGAACCUGGAUUCUUGUAAGAUAGGUGACGAGGGGCUAUCGUACUUGUCAGGGUUUGAACUCUUAAAGAAUUUGGAGUUGUCUGAUACUGAAGUUGGACGCAAUGGGAUCAGUCAUCUCUCAGGGUUAAAGAAUCUGGAAAAAUUAAACUUGUCAUUCACCCUGGUAACUGACAGUAGUCUGAAAAAGUUAAAUGGACUGACAUCUCUCAAAUCACUUAAUUUGGAUGCUCGUCAAAUUACUGAUGAUGGACUUGCAGCUAUUACAGGUCUUACAAAUUUGACGCAUCUGGAUCUCUUUGGUGCUCAGAUUUCAGACUCUGGAGCAAACGUUCUAAAACACUUCAAGAACCUUCAAUCUCUUGAAAUAUGUGGUGGAUUAUUGACUGAUACUGGUGUGAAGAAUCUCAAAGAUCUCGACUGUCUUACAUGGCUGAAUUUGUCGCAAAACUGCAAGUUAACAGAUAAAUCCUUGGAAGUGAUUUCUGGAUUGACUGCACUGGUGUCAUUAAACAUUUCAAAUUCAUGCAUCACGGAUGAAGGAUUGCAGUAUUUAAAGCCUUUGAAGAAUCUACAAUCCUUAACCUUGGAGUCUAGUAUGGUGACUGCAUCUGAAAUUAGGAAGCUACAGACUACUUCCCUCCUUAAUCUGAUAAGCUUUCGACCCUAAUAGAUUGAAAGCUCGGAGCUUUGGGAGAAAGGGAUGCCAUUUUGUUCAAGUUUCUUGAACAGGCUAAAUAAUUACAUAUAUGUGAAUGGACCAUUGGACUUUGAUUACUGAACAUAUGCCCAGAUUUGAUAUCGGGAUUAGAUUUUCAAUUUUACACAAUUGCAUAUAUUCAUAAAAUCUACUCUGUUGCAAGCACAGUGGUGUUUGAAAGUUGUGUAGUGCAUUCUUUUUACAUAA
This is a messenger RNA of Argentina anserina (silverweed cinquefoil), 2154 nucleotides long. RefSeq lists its product as uncharacterized. The coding region runs from base 166 to 1917 and encodes 583 amino acids. The record is from RefSeq and is a predicted model, not a curated record. Lineage: Eukaryota; Viridiplantae; Streptophyta; Magnoliopsida; Rosales; Rosaceae. The transcript is spliced from 16 exons. Gene Ontology annotation, molecular function: protein binding.